AUGUCUAUUCCAUCAUUUGGUCGUCUUGUCCGCUUCAUCCCGAAGUCGGGAAAGGAUAUUCUCAUCGGAGAGCCAACUGACAAGAAUGUCGAUGUUGGAGCUGCUACUCUGGCCGGGAAAGAUGUUGAAGUCACAGUCUUCAGUGGAACAUCGGUUUUGAGUCCAGGAAGCUCAACUGGCAAGACCGAAGUGAUCGGAAAGGUCCUCUCGCCUUUAGCUGAACCAGAAGUGGGUACCAUCAGAUGUAUCGGAUUGAACUAUGUGCAACACGCACGAGAAGCCAAGAUGCAAAUCCCAGAUGUCCCAGUCUUGUUCACCAAACCCUCAACUGCACUUGCAGACCCGUACCCAGCACCAACCAUCAUUCCCAAGCACACGCUCAAAGACGACUCAUGUGAUUUCGAAUCGGAGCUCGUCAUUGUGAUUGGCAAGAAGUGCAAGAAUGUUUCUGAAUCCUCCGCUCUUGACUAUGUCCUUGGAUAUACAGCUUCCAACGACGUCAGCAGCCGAACCAGCCAGUUCGCUCAGAGCCAGUGGGGUUUCAGCAAAGGCUUUGAUGGCGCAUGCCCGAUCGGCCCUGUAUUGGUGUCAAAGGAAUUAAUUCCUGAUGUUGGGAAGUUGAAGUUGAGAGGGUUGAAGAAUGGAAAAGUCUUGCAGAAUUGUGGACUGGAUGACUUGAUUUUCUCCGUACCAAAGAUCGUAUCCUUCCUCUCGCAAGGAACAACUUUGAACCCUGGAACGAUCAUCUUGACCGGAACUCCAGCUGGUGUUGGAUUUAGUUUCUCGCCGAAAGAAUAUCUUCACGACGGAGACCAGUUUGCUGUCGAGAUCCUGCCGUAUAUUGGCACUUUGGUUACAAAUUUCGAGGCGGAGAAAUAGAUAGCAAAUAGCACAAAUGCAACGCGGCAAUACAUUUUUGCCCGAGCCAGUAGUAAUCACGUGUUAGUCAGCAGACUUUCUCGUCGAACAAACAACACUUCUCCACAGCCGCCAGCCACAACCAAGCAGCGAAAAUCCCUCCAAGCAAUCUUAUAAUAAACAAGCACCAUCACGACAUCGCCAUCUCGGAAAUAAAUUCCGCUUGGCCACAGCCUCUCAAGCGAAGGAGGCGCCGAGGAGUUAGCGUGUCCAGUAGUGCUGACGAAAAUAGCAAUGCACCUCUAAGCGCGGUAUCAAGCCACCUCCAUGGACAUAACAACCUCCUAUCCAUGAAAGCCACCCACACAUUCGAAUACAGCGCUCUAUCUUGCCUGCUCAUGAUAGUAAGAUUGCAGGGCAGAUACCCAUCUUUCGGCGCGAUCUGUUAAAACCACCCUAUCUACGAGCGGGAUGGAGGGCCGGGAUAUAAACGCGGUGCAUUAUCCUAAAUCCGGAACCUACUGCACGUCAAUCCUUCUUACUGCACCUGCUCCCGCUAGAUCAAGCAAGAAACCAAGUUCCUGAUAUAAUAUUUACAGUAAAGUUCUGCUUUUUAUGGGCCUGCAUGUAUGUAUGUAUGUAUGUAUGUAUGUAUGUAUGGAUGCUCCAGGAUCAGAUAUAUGCACUGCAAGCAUCUCAUCACACAUGGGCCAGGGUCACCGCAUCUUACAUGUUCAUCCAUCCAUCCUUCUUCUGUCUGCACCUGGUACGUACCAGAGUUACUGAUCUGCGGCUCGACGACCCUUCCUUCGCCAUGCCUCCUUGAUGCGCACCGAGCUGGCCUAUGAUGUCUUUGCUUGCACCAGAGAUGGCAGUUGAAAUCGUCGUCUAUAUUAGAUGCGAUAAGAGAUGUUCAGCGUCGAAGCUGGGCUGGGCCGCAAUAUGGGAGCAAUUGUUCUUGCACAUUUUUCAGACUUGGUCUCUUCAAUUUGGCCUACUGCUUUCUUCCUGCAUGUGUUCAAGUGAGUUCGAAGUCAUGAAGUAAGUGCCGUACCCGGCUUGAUAUCAUUCCUGCACUACACUGCAUGUUAGAUUUGACGAGCGGGAGAAGUGAAUGGGACGAAUUCAAGUCUGCGAGCCUACGCACGAGUUUAUGUAGAUGGUUUCUAGAGCUUGAGUUUUGCUUUUUAAGGCAUGCCAUCCUCACCCGUAUCGAGCUUGUGGCUAGUGUUCUAUGCUUCAAGGCAAGAUCUGCGUUAUUCAGCUGGACUAGUUCCUCAACUCUGCCGUCCUCCAUUAUGUACCGAAGUCCUAAUCUAGCUUGUUUAUCCCGUUUUCUUUCGAAGGAGAGCCUUGCAAUGGCAGCUGAGCUCUAGAAACUAUUUCGAAGGAGAUGUAAUAAGUGCCGAAUCGGAAGUAUCAUCCCGCCGAAUCCCCUCUCAAGUUGAUAUCACGUUUUCCAUGCUAAAUAAUUCGCAAUUUGUCCCAAUUCAAAAUUUAUUUCUCACUUGUUUCUGUCGCAUUCAAUCCGAAUUCCCGAAGAAUUAAACGCGUGUCCUGCAGACUCAGUCAUCCUCACAUACACCACCAUCUCUCGCCUUUACCCGCCGAAAGACAGUAAGCCGUCGCUUACAACGGUAAACAAAGACCCGGCUGACACUUCCGUCAGUUCUCUCUAUCAAUGAGCGAAUCGGGUAAUGCUGUCCAGACGUUUGGCGAAGGGGGCUCAUCUCCUCGCAUGCGGCGUAUGUGUCUGGCCCCCAAGCCGCAAGCGGGUACUCCCUUUACCCGGUCAGCGGUUAUGCUUGGUAGGGGCGAAGAGACUAUGCAGACGAGCCGGCUUGACAGUGAGUAAGUGGACUUUGUAAUGAAAUGUUUCGAGAAGUGCUGCACACCUGCGUCUUUCUAUCACUUAUUUGAGAUGGUUGCAUUGACUGCACGCCGCGCAUUGGACUUGCAGACAGACUCCUGUGGACCCGAGAUAUGGAAACGCUCUUCCAAUUGCCCUAAGCGAUGCUCUACGAUGACCAGACCAUUGCGGCGCUCUCAUCAACAUUUCUGUAUUGAGUCAUUUGACUAGAACUUGUGUUUUACAAAGCGAGAUUGGGGCAGUAGAGAUUCUUAGUUACAUUUAAUACAAC
Molecule: messenger RNA, 2999 nt
Organism: Cadophora gregata
Lineage: Eukaryota; Fungi; Ascomycota; Leotiomycetes; Helotiales; Ploettnerulaceae
Exons: 6
Coding region: 1-879 (292 amino acids)
Molecular function (GO): acetylpyruvate hydrolase activity
Source: RefSeq, a predicted model, not a curated record